Hemisphaericaspora subhashii is the source of this 1590-nucleotide messenger RNA. RefSeq names its product pepsin-like aspartic protease. The record is from RefSeq and is a predicted model, not a curated record. Gene Ontology annotation, biological process: proteolysis. The transcript has a single exon. Gene Ontology annotation, molecular function: aspartic-type endopeptidase activity. Bases 1 to 1590 code for a protein of 529 amino acids. Lineage: Eukaryota; Fungi; Ascomycota; Pichiomycetes; Serinales; Debaryomycetaceae.
AUGAAGUUGCAUUACACAAUACCUUUCAUAUUGGCAUCUAUAACCCAUGCUCUUUUACCAGUCAAGGAUUUUAGAGUACCAACAAUUGUCUCUGCUGGUCAUGACAUAGAUAUAGAGUCACUCAGCAAGCUUGCAAGUCAUAAUAAAGAACAAAUAGUUGCUGCUGCUUCUAGUGAUACUAGUUCAACAACAACAGAAGUCACAUUUGAUUCAUUAGACGCUAUACAAGUAUUAUACACAGACAAUUCUAAUUCUAUUUAUUAUACAUAUUUAUCAUUACAAAGUGAUCCCCAUUCAUAUUCACAAGAUUUCCCCUUAUUAAUAGACACAGGAAGUUCACUUAGUUGGAUCUAUGAUCAAUCAUGUACUAAUAAUGCAUGUAAUUCUAGUUCAGUUACAAAAUUUUCAUUUCCAGAACAAUUAACAUAUAAAUCAGUUUUCCAUUUGACUUAUACCAAUGAUAAUGUUUCAGGACAAAUGAUUUCUUUAAAAGAUAAUAAUAUUGAUAUGUGUUUAGGUUAUUGUUCAUCAGAUUUUCAAGUUGAAGAUUAUAGUAUUGGAAUUUCUGAUACUUCUCCUUCAAUUUUCCAAGGAUUUUCAAUUAGUGGGAUUUUAGGAAUUGCUUCAACUUCUUCUGAUGAAAAUCUAGUAACUCAAUAUCAUAAUAGUGGAUUAAUUGAUCAAAAUAUCUUUUCAUUAUAUAUAUCAACCCCAAAUAAAGUUCAAUUUAUGUCUAAAACUGUGGUUGAAUUAUCUAAACAAUAUUUAGGUGGAUUAAUGUUAUUUGGAAAUGAAUCAAUUAAUCAUCUUACUACAUUUGCCGGUAAUAAUCCAACUGUCUAUGCUGAUGUGGUUAACAAUCCAAAUAAUUUUUGGUUAAUCAACCUUGAUUCAGUCUCAUCUUCUAAUUCAACCAUUAACGGAGUACCACUUUUUAAUAGUAGUUCUAGAUUAACCAUUAUCGAUUCAGGAACAACUGGUAUUGUAUUCCCAUUUAAUGAUGCUCUUGAAGCUCAUCAAGCAUUAUUUGGAGAUCAUGGAUAUGUGAAUGAUGAUCAAGGAAAUUUUGCAUUUUUCUGUGAUUUAGCUAGUGAUGAUACAUAUUUAACUUUCAAAAUUGGUGAUAAUACAAUUGAAUUACCAAGUUCAUUAAUCAAAGGUGACGAAUAUACAACUGAUGGAUUACAAGGCUUUUGUGCAUCUAAGAUUCAAGGAUUGAAUGAAUAUGCUUAUUGGAUUUUGGGACAAGCUUUCUUGAAGAAUUAUUAUACUAUGUUUGAUAUGGAUAAGAAAAGAAUUGGAUUUGCUGAAGCUAGUUUAGGUGAAUUCACAGUUAAUGUUGCUGGGCAAGAAGGGAAUAUCCCUCCUGCUAAACCUUCUGUCGUUACUCAUUUUGCUACUGUGACUGCAAUCCAGUUAGCAUCAUCAACAGAAGCUACUACUAUGCAAACAUCAACAGGUAGCAGAAACAAUUCAACUGCUAGCAAUAAUUCACGUACAGCUGCCAACAAUGUCAAUGGUUUAUAUGCAUCUGCUUCAUACUUCCCGUUGUCUAUUGUAUUUGCAUUCUUAGCAUGUUUAGUCAUUUAA